AUGAUCAAUACCUAAAUAGCAAAUCUAACAAAGCAUUUAAAAAUUAAAGAUGAUGCAAUUCAAAAAGCAUAUUUAAUUAUAGAAGCACAAUAAAAAGAAAUUCAAUAAUUGAAAUAAUCUUAAUAACAAAGUUAAAACAAAUAAUCAACAUUAUGUAAUGUAAAUAAAACUCUCAAUAAUUUCAAUUCUGAAGUGUUGUUUUAGAAUUAUAAAUAAGAAAUUACUUGCUUUCUUGAAUAUGAACAAAUGAUUGAAUACUUUUUUUAAAAUCAAUUAAAAGAUCAAUAAGUAAUUUUAAACAACUAAAAGCUAACCUAAUUAGAUUUUGAAUUAGAUUAUUGGUAUAAGUAAUAUUAAGAGACAAUAAAAGUUUUAGAAAAAACAAUAAAAAUAAAUGAAAUUAUUGAAUAAUAAAAUUUAGAAUUAUAAUAAUAUUUAGAGUAAGUUGUUUUUGAAAAUAAGCUAGCAAGAUAGUUUAUUUAAUAAUUAACAAAAAUUGAAAAUAAUUCAAGCUUAUAAGUUGAUUUACUAGAUUUUCUGAGUUCUUCAUCUAUUUAAGCAUUGAAUUAGUCUUUUUAAACAUUUUCAGGUUUUAUUUCUGAAGUAAUUGUAUCUGCCACUACAAAUUUUAAACUAAAACAAUAAGAAGAUACUUAUUAGAUCUCGGAUUUUAAAAAAGAAAUCUAAUAGUUGUAAUCAAUGUCUUUGUUAAAUGAAACAUUUUUCUAAGAAAUACUAAAAAUAUUGGGAAUAGAUCAAGAUUAGAGAUCCCUUCCAUAAUAUUAAGGUUAAAUUUUAAAAGAAAUUAAGACUUUAAAAUUUAAUAGUUUAACAGAAAGAGAGUCAAAUAAAGAAAAUGAAAUAAACAAUAGUAAUUUUAGUUAAUAUGUUUAAAAGAUGUCUUCAAUAGUUAAUUCUUUUAAUAUUGUGUUUAGUUAAAUUUAAUAGAAGUUUGAAAGUAAAAUAAUAUUAAACGAGAUUAUGUCUCAAUUAUAAAACCUAAUAAAUUUGCUUUUUAAUGAAGUAAUAGAUAGUAAACUUGUAAAUGUGAAAUUAUUAAAUGGUUUAAACAGUUCAUGUAGAUAGCUUAAAAAUAGUUACUAAAAAAUGAUUAUUUGA
Messenger RNA from Paramecium sonneborni, 1119 nucleotides. The record is from the annotation of a GenBank genome assembly. NCBI's taxonomy places the organism in Eukaryota, Ciliophora, Oligohymenophorea, Peniculida, Parameciidae.